Molecule: messenger RNA, 2876 nt
Organism: Balaenoptera musculus (blue whale)
Lineage: Eukaryota; Metazoa; Chordata; Mammalia; Artiodactyla; Balaenopteridae
Gene: PTPN22
Product: protein tyrosine phosphatase non-receptor type 22
Biological process (GO): positive regulation of ERK1 and ERK2 cascade; positive regulation of defense response to virus by host; positive regulation of toll-like receptor 4 signaling pathway
Cellular component (GO): cytoplasm; nucleus
Molecular function (GO): non-membrane spanning protein tyrosine phosphatase activity
Source: RefSeq, a predicted model, not a curated record
UCAGGCGGCAGCAGUGGCUUCUCAGUGCUGUCUCGGCCAUGACACACAUCUAAUAUGCCCUCCCUUAACCCACUUGUAGACUGUCUGUCUUGCCCUGCAGCAUGGACCAAAGAGAGAUUCUGCAGAAGUUCCUGGAUGAGGCCCAAACCAAGAAAAGUAACAAAGAGGAGUUUGCCAAUGAAUUUCUGACGCUGAAAAGACUAUCCACCCAGUAUAAGGCAGAUAAAACCUAUCCCACAACUGAGGCUGAGAGGCCCAAGAAUAUCAAGAAAAACAGAUAUAAGGAUAUCUUGCCCUAUGCCCACAGUCUAGUAGAACUGUCCAUGGUAACCUCUGAUGAGGAUUCCAGCUACAUCAAUGCCAACUUUCAUUAAGGGAGUUAUGGACAGGCUUAUAUUGCCACCCAGGGACCUUUGCCUACAACUGUCCUGGACUUCUGGAGGAUGAUUUGGGAAUACAGCGUCUGGUGAAUCAUUGUUAUGGCAUGCAUGGAGUUUGAAAUGGGGAAGAAAAAAUGUGAGCGCUACUGGGCUGAGCCAGGAGAAAUGCAACUGCAACUUGGCCCUUUCUCCAUAUCCUGUGAAGCGGAAAAUAAAAAAUCUGAUUAUACAAUCAGGACUCUACAAGCCAAGUUCAAUAGUGAAACUCGAACCAUCUACCAGUUCCAUUACAAGAACUGGCCAGACCACGAUGUGCCUUCAUCUAUAGACCCUAUUCUUGAGCUCAUCUGGGAUGUGCGUUGUUACCAAGAGGAUAACAGUGUUCCCAUAUGCAUUCACUGCAGUGCUGGUUGUGGAAGGACUGGUGUUAUCUGUGCUAUUGAUUAUAUGUGGAUGUGCUAAAAGAUGGGGUGAAUAAUUCCUGAGAACUUCAGUGUUUUUAGUUUGAUCCAGGAAAUGCGAACACAGAGGCCUUCAUUAGUUCAAACUCAGGAACAGUAUGAACUGGUCUACAAUGCUGUAUUAGAACUAUUUAAGAGACAGAUGGAUGUUAUCAGGGAUAAACACUCUGGAACAGAGAUUCAAGCAAAGUAUUCAGUUUCUAAGCAAAAUCCCAAUCAAGAAGCAGAUUCUUAUUCUCCUAAUUUACCAAAAAGCAUCAUAAAAGAAGCAAAAGUGAUGAACCAACAGAGCAAAGGAAGGAUAAGGGUGAAAAGUGCAGAAGCUUCUUCCUUUGACCUCAGGAUUUCUGAAAUAAGUGAAAAGGAAGGGUUAGUAAUGCACCCUUCUAAACAGAGCAGUUCUUUAGAGUUUUUGGAGCUAAAUUGUGGUUGUAACAAAAAUGCUGACACAACCAUGAAAUGGGAGAGAAAGGUAUUCCCGAUAGCUGGGGAGCCUCUUCAGAAGCAUCAAAGUUUGGACUUGAGCUCCAUUUUGUUUGGAGCACGUCCUAACUCUAAACCUGUAAAUGCAGCAGGAAGAUGUUUUAAUUUAAAGGGGCCAAUAAUGCGGACCAAAUCAACUCCCUUUGAACUGAUGCAACAGAGAGACACCAAAGAGUUGGACGUCAAGGAAAAUUUUUAUUUGGAAUCUCACCCACACAAUUCUUGUCUUGAGCAGGCUCAAAAAGUGAUGCAUGUUUCUUCAGCAGAACUGAAUUAUUCACCAUCAUAUGAAUCUAAGCAUCAAAUGUGCAAUGCCUCUAAUGCAAAGCAGCAUGACUCUGGUGCUUUUAAAGUACUUUCUUACAUGUCUUUAGUAGAAGAUCCUUAUUUUUCAUCAUUGUCUCCAAGUAGUGCUGGUUCUAAGAUGUCUCUUGAUUUACCUGAGAAGCAAGAUGAAACUGUUUUACCUUGUUCUUCACUGCCAAAAUCUUCUACAACCCUCUUUCCUUAUUACAAUUCACGUGAUUCUUUAGCACUGACUCCUCCGACCAAUUUCCCCCCACCACUGACCCAAGAGACAGCAGUAGUAGCAACUUCUUCAAGAAUAAAUGAUGAAAUUCCCCCUCCACUUCCUGAACGGACACCUGAAUCUUUUAUUGUGGUAGAGGAAGCUGGAGAAUUCCCCCUGGAUGUUCCCAAAUCUUCAUCUUCAGCUGUGAAGGUAAAAAUUGGAACAUCACUAGAAUGUAGUAGAACAUCUGAAUCAAAGAAAUUUGAUGAUUUGAGUGUAAAACCCCAGAGUCCCAAAUCAGAUCGACACCAAGAUCGUUCUUCUUCCCUGCCACCUCCACUGCCAGAAAGAACCUUAGAGUCCUUCCUUGUUGCUGAUGAAGAUUGUAUGCAGGCUCAACCUAUAGAGACUUAUUCUGCUAGCUGUCCUAACACCAUGGAAAAUUCAACAUCUUCAAAACAGACAUUGAAGACUCCUGGAAAAUGUUUCACAAGGAGUAAGAGUUUGAAAAUUUUGCGAAACAUGAAAAAGAGUAUCUGUAAUUCUUCCCCAUCAAACAAGCCUGCAGACUCUGUUCAGUCAAAUAACUCCAGCUCCUUUUUGAAUUUUGGUUUUGCAAAUCGUUUUUCAAAACCCAAAGGACCAAGGAACCCACCAUCAACUUGGAAUAUUUAACACAACUUUGGAAAAUCAGCCGCAAGUGAAUCUGCAAAUGAAACUACUAGAAUACUGCUAGCUAGAAUAAGUGCUGUAUAUUCAUAAUAUCUACCAUGAAGAUAUGGUAAUGUGUUAAUAGCUUUUAAAAGCAAUAUGCAAAUAAAUGUCAGAAGUUUUACAUUUUCAUCUCAUUUACACUGGGUUGGAAAGCACAAAUAGGAGUUUGUCAUUUAAGCUAUGUAUAGAGAAUGCUGUAUGAGAAAGUUUUACAAUGGACUUAUUUUUCAUUUUUGGAAGUUAUUUUUAGUCUACUUUACUUUCCUACAUAAAUAUAAACUUUAAAAGAUUUGUAAAAAUUGGAUCUCAAUUAAAUGUCUAUAUUGU